Molecule: messenger RNA, 1495 nt
Organism: Chironomus riparius
Lineage: Eukaryota; Metazoa; Arthropoda; Insecta; Diptera; Chironomidae
Source: the annotation of a GenBank genome assembly
AUGAUUCGCUCGAUUUCCUCAUUUCCACGAAGUGUCGUUCUACGACUAGGCAAUAGAAAUUAUCAGAUCCAGCAGCUCUUACGAAAUAACAUUCAUCAGCAAUGUGCUGUCCAAAAGUUAGUAACCGUAAGCUCAAUUGGAGGCAGCAACGAAAGCCAAUCACUUAAAAAUAGAUUUGUACCACAACAUGUUAGAUUUAUUCAAACAACGGCUCAGCUACUUGAAGUUGUAAAAGUUCCACCAUUCGCCGAUUCUGUCUCAGAAGGUGAUGUUAGAUUUGAUAAGAAAGUGGGCGAUGCCGUCGCAGCAGAUGAUAUUGUUAUGGAAAUUGAAACUGAUAAGACUACAGUCGGAGUUCCAUCACCCACUCACGGUAUUAUCGAAGAGAUUUAUGUCUCGGACGGUGACACAGUUAAGGCUGGACAACAAUUGUUCAAACUUAAAGUCACUGAUGCUGCUCCAGUUAAAGCCGCAGCUCCAGAAAAACCUAAAGAAGCUGCCGCACCACCACCGCCUAAACCAGAGGCUCCAAAAGCUGCUCCACCACCGCCUCAACAGCAAGCAAUGCCACCUCCUGCUGCCACAUCACCUCCUCCAGUUCCUCCAAAACCAUCAGCACCUAAACAAACAGUUCCAAUUGCAGCCAUUCGUCAUGCACAAGCAAUUGAUGCUGCAACAGUAAAAUUACCUCCAUCCGAUUAUACAAAAGAAAUUACUGGUACACGUACUGAACAGCGUGUUAAAAUGAAUCGUAUGCGUCUGAAGAUUGCAUCAAGAUUGAAGGAAGCACAAAAUGUUAAUGCUAUGUUGACGACAUUCAAUGAAAUCGAUAUGAGUGCUAUUAUGGAAUUCCGUAAAUUGCAUCAAGAGUCGUUCCAGAAACGAUACGGAAUCAAAUUGGGCUUUAUGUCUGCCUUCUGUAAAGCUGUUGCUUAUGCUCUUUCAGAUCAACCAACUGUUAAUGCUGUUAUUGAGGAUAGUGAAAUAGUUUAUCGUGAUUACAUUGACAUCUCUGUUGCCGUUGCCUCACCAAAAGGUCUUGUUGUGCCUGUCUUACGCAAUGUUGAGAGUAUGAAUUAUGCUGAUAUCGAAUUAGGCAUCAAUGCUUUGGGCGAAAAGGCACGUAAUGGAACUUUAGCUGUUGAAGAUAUGGACGGAGGAACCUUUACAAUCAGUAAUGGAGGAGUUUUUGGAUCAUUAAUGGGUACACCAAUCAUUAAUCCACCACAAAGUGCUAUUCUCGGAAUGCAUGCAACCUUUGACAGACCAGUCGCGAUUAAAGGACAAGUCGUCAUUCGUCCAAUGAUGUACAUCGCACUUACUUACGAUCAUCGUUUGAUUGACGGACGUGAGGCUGUGACUUUCUUGAAAAAGAUUAAGGCAGGCGUUGAAGAUCCAAGAAUCAUUUUAGCCGGUGUUUAAGAAACUUAAAAUUGAGCGCAUUGGACAUACACACUUAAUGCUUAUCACAUACACGAAAAAUAAUUAAUUAAUU